Protopolystoma xenopodis is the source of this 147-nucleotide messenger RNA. Lineage: Eukaryota; Metazoa; Platyhelminthes; Monogenea; Polystomatidea; Polystomatidae. The record is from the annotation of a GenBank genome assembly.
GAUCCUACUGGCCAGAUUACCGUAAGUGAAAGUGAAUUAGUGCAUGAUUUGACCUACACUCUCCUUGGUGUUUCCGGCCGAGUUGUUCGCUACGAUUCUACACGAGAUAUGUUCCUUGUAAGAACCCGGCUUUCCGCCAUUUCUUGA